AUCUCAUUCAAUGUUGUUCAAUUGUAAUUGUUGAUUACCUUUAAUUGUUUGUUUCUUUUUUAAUCUUUUUCAUGUUAUUAAAAAAUUCUAUUAAAUUAUCAACCGUUUGUAGAUUAGAUUGUAAUCGUUGGUUGAGUCAAUGUGUUUCGCUGGAAGAAAUUGCUGAUCAAAUCUAUAGUGAUAGUCCAAAGGAAUCUCGGUUUACUAAACAAUUGCAAGUCAAUGGACAAAUUUACUAUUAUGAAAGAGGAUGUCAACUUGUUUAUCCAUAUUUUAACAUAAGUCAAGCUUAUUGUUUAGGAGAUUGGGUUGGUAAAUACAUUUGUGAGGUCUACUUUAAGAAUAGGGUUAAACCGCCGAAAAAAGUAAUGAAUGGCCUCAUUGAGAAGGGUUUUAUUCGAGUUAAUAAGGAAAAAGUUUCGCCGGAUUAUGUCAUGAAACCUUCUGAUGUUUUAUCUCAUGUUUUUCAUUUCCAUGAAAAUCCGAUCAUUGAUUUACCAUUUAAAACUGUUCAUCUAGACGAUGAAUUUUUAGUUAUUGAUAAACCUCCUGGAAUACCGAUGCAUUCGGCUGGUAAAUACAAGUACAAUUCAUUAAUUACUAUGGCCAAAAACAAAUAUGGUUCAAUUUAUGGUUUCAAUCGUAUCGACUCGGUCACUUCUGGUUUAAUUGUUUUAGUCAGAAAUCAAGCCAAAGCUUCAGAAUUAAGUAAUCAAAUGGCCAAUAGAAAGAUAUCCAAAGAAUACAUUUGCGAAGUGAGAGGAAAUUUUCCCCACGACGAGAUCAAAGUUGAUGUACCUUUAGCCCGUUGUUUCGGUAUCUCUGGACCAGUUAUAGUAGACAAACACUCGGGUCUACCGAGUGUCACCUUAUUUAAGAAAAUUAAAUUUGAUCACAAAAAAGGGACAAGUAUAAUCUCCUGUUCACCUUUGACCGGUCGAACCCAUCAGAUUAGAGUUCAUCUUCAAUAUUUAGGAUUUCCAAUUUUUAAUGAUUUCACUUACAAUUCAACGGCAUUUGGACAAAAUUGUGGUAAAAAUGGCGACUACGGAGGCUUAUCUGAUAGACAGAUAUACCACUUAGCUUACAUUGAAGAUGCAAAACGUAUAGCUGAACUUAGAGAGGAAUCGGUUGAUUGUAUCAAUGAAUAUGAUUAUCUAUUACAAGAUUAUCGUAACGAUGAAUGGGUUGAUUAUACUCACGAAAAUUGUUAUAAACCAGAAUUAGAUUCUUAUUGCCCUGAAUGUUACACAUGUUGUUUAGCUUAUAAAGAACCACCAAUCAUAUCAAAACAGUUUCUUCAUCUACACGCAUUAAGAUACAAAGGAGCUGAUUGGGAAUUUGCUACUCAACUACCUUAUUGGGCUCGAUAAUUAGAUAUUAAUUUCAUCUCUUUUUUUGUUAGAUGUUUGUAUUUUUGAUAUAACAGUUAAUUUGAUUACUUGUAUAAUCAAAUAAUAGACAUAAACGACAUUUCAACACCGA
Molecule: messenger RNA, 1485 nt
Organism: Panonychus citri (citrus red mite)
Lineage: Eukaryota; Metazoa; Arthropoda; Arachnida; Trombidiformes; Tetranychidae
Exons: 9
Coding region: 72-1373 (433 amino acids)
Biological process (GO): pseudouridine synthesis
Molecular function (GO): pseudouridine synthase activity; RNA binding
Source: RefSeq, a predicted model, not a curated record